Molecule: messenger RNA, 28779 nt
Organism: Podarcis lilfordi (Lilford's wall lizard)
Lineage: Eukaryota; Metazoa; Chordata; Lepidosauria; Squamata; Lacertidae
Source: the annotation of a GenBank genome assembly
AUGGCGAUACUUUUUAAACGCCUUGCAUUAUGGAAAGAUAAGGUUCUAGUCUUCAUGAAGGGCGCAUCACGGCGCAAUUCACAACAGCGGUGAGCAGCAUCCAGGGGGGAAACCACACGCGGAGCCACUAGAGGGCGUUCUUGCAGCACCAGACUUAACUGUGCUUGCAGGUUGUCGGAAAGGAAACCGAAUUUGCAGAGCAAAAAAAAAGUGAGAUGUUGUGGGGGAAAGCAGCAACUGGCAGCUGCCUUGAUUACAAUUAGGGAACAGCAAGGCGCAAAUGUAAAUAAGCCAACCAGUUUCAGACUGGUUGCAAGCCCUAUGGUGCAAAUUCCAAUUCCUUAGUGCAUAAGAUGCUAUAAUGAUUUGCAUUGUUUUCUGACAGUGAAGGUUGAUACUUUUUGUUCUGGUCAGGCAGAAGUUCAGCAGGUGACUUUUCAUGUCUGUCUCAAAGGCCACAAUAACCGCACCUGUUGAAAUUCAGGUAGCACCCUCUUUUGCAACAGAACUUUUUGCUUUUGCAAAUCAGACCUCAUGUGUGACCAUUGGAGGGCAGCAAAUCCAUCCUGCUGUUUAUUUAUUCAUUUCAAUAAACGAUUCCCAGGGCGCAUUCUGCGAAGGAAAUUAAAAGUGAGCGGCAGCAAUAAUACUGAACCAAGUAAUGCGAGCCACCGAGAAGUUUCCGCCUUGGUUUCGAUUCCCAGGGAUUGUUCGGAGUGUGACCUCGGAUGAUAAACAAGCAGUUAUUGCUAAUUCAACUGGCAGAAUGGUUCUUUCGAAUGACCUGAAUGCUGAUGGGAAAGAACUGUUUGGCUCAGAAAAUAACAGAGGAAGAAACUGUGUUUAUGGGAAGUUUUGUUUUUAAAUUGUGUAUUUUAGCAUAUCCCACUGAUGAGCUGCUUAAAUGUUACUAAAUGCUACUUUGUUACCUAAAUGUUAUUAAAUGCUAGCUUUCGUAAAACAUUAAAACAUGCUGAGACAGUUUAAAUUUGGGGAACGACAGAGGCUUUCCACAUGGCUUCUUGUUUGUACACAGUGGCUCAACUUGGAAAUUGGGGAAUAUUCAGAACAAAAUUGCAGUUCUUUGCCCCCCCCAUCCCCCCAAAGUAGAAAGCAUUAGUUAAUGUCUUGGUUUUUUUUUCUAUUUUCACAUUCAACUUGCCUUAUUUCAAAGGAAAGAUCAUACUCAGUGGUCGCUCGCAUCUCCACACUGCAGGGAGAGAUGCCAUCUGAAACCCUGGAGAGCAGCUGCCAGUCAGUUUGGACAGUACUGAGCUAGAUAGACGAAUGGUCUGAGCUGGGACAAGGCAGCUUCAUAAUAUUUUCCACCCACAACAGCGCAUGUUAUCUGAUGUUCCUUGUCCCUUUGCACUGAUGAUUUUCCUCCCUAGCAGUUGGAAUGUUCAGGCACAUUCUAUGACCGUACAGAUUGCACAAGCCACUGUGACAUCACAGAAUUUCAGCCAAUGGGUGUGGAGGCCGUGCCUAAUUUAUGCAAAAGGCUCACUGGGGCUCAGAACUGGUGUUUGUCAUGCCACCCGAUGCAAUAUUUAAAAAGAGGAGAGCACUUCUGAACAUGUACAGUGAGCCUGUUCCGUGCAAUCGUACCUGGUCCUGAAAUGCCUAGGAUUUUAUUGUGAGUCGCUGAGAAACGUAGGCAUAUGAUACAUUUAAUAAAUGUAUAAUAAUGAAUAAUAAUAAUAGGGGUGGAAUUUCAGCCUAUGCUACGCAGCUUCCAGGCAAGCUGCUGGAGGCUGCAAAACCAUAUAUAUAUAUAUAUAUAUAUAUAUAUAUAUAUAUAAUGAAGUACUUUUGUCAUAGCUGUCAACUUUUCCCUUUUCUUGCGAGGAAUCCUAUUCGGAAUAAGGGAAUUUCCCUUUAAAAAAGGGAAACGUUGACAGCUAUGACUUUCGUAACAUAAGGCAAUACACAACACAUAAUGUAUACUCUGAAAUGAAGUAUUUUUGUUAGAUACAAUGCAAUACAAUUAAUACAAAAUAUAAUAUAAUAUGUAAUUGAACUCAGGUGUGUAAGAAGAUAGUAGAAUUGUAGAGUUGGAAGGGACCCUGAGGGUCAUCUAGUCCAACCCCCCGCAAUGACAGGCGGGAUUGUCUUCCUAUGCAGCGAUUCUGCAGCCACACCACGCAAGUGCAGAAACUAGAUGCAUCCUGGGCAUGCACUUUAAAAGUUAAGAUUCUAGUCCCUAAGACAGGCACAGAUAUGCGUGAAGGACUCCUGGUAACAGCAGCAGCCCUUCAGAAGUAAUAUGUUUCGAGAUCAGGAGGUGGUGGUGGAGAAGAGGCAAACAGCCAUUUUUCCCCUUUCCCCCAGGCAGGAAUAAAGUGUGGAAACAUCCAAGUUGCGCCUGCGGUCGCUGGUUCCAGCUGCUGUUCCUACAGAACCGUCCGCGAGGCCUUUCUCCUCCAGCUCCGGAGCCCCGUGUAGCUGCGGGUGGGCGUGGUGGCAAUUUCAAAAUUGCAUCCGCUCGCUUGCUUCUCUCCCUGCUGCAGCUGCCUGAUAACGCAAGAGCCCUGGCUGGGCGGCAAAGUCUCCUCUUUCUCCCAGCGCCUAUACUGCACCCCGAUCCCCUUCCGGAGCAUGUUGGACUGCAAGCAAGCUGGUCGGGGCAGGGACCUUACCUGCUUGCCUGUCGCCUCCCUGUGUCCCCCUUGGCAGCUCAGUUGCAGUCGGCAACGUCUGCAAGGGGCGCCGGCUUGGCGAAGCCUGGGAGCCUGUUCCUACGCUCCGGGCGCGCGGUUGCUUGUUGCUUCUUAAAGCGGCAGGGGAAUAUUGCAAAGCGGAGACGGAGUGUUGCGGGGAGCAGCUUUUCUUCUCCCCUCCUCGUUCUUUUUCCUUUAAUGCCUGAGCUCCAGGCCUUUGCACAGGCGAGGAAGGGCCCCCGUUGCGCGAGGUCGCGGGGUGCCCACCAAGACUCCAACUGCAGAGAGAGAAAGGGGGGACAGAGACACCUCUGGCCAGAUGUGGCCCGGAGCGCUUUUGGGGGGGGGAGAAAGCAGACAGCUGCUUCCCCAGUUCCAAAGACCCCCCCCCCAAUCGGCUUUAUUUUCCUAUAUGCCACCACCCCACUCCACCCCACAGCCAGAGCUCUUCUCCCUGCCUGGGCCAGCCUUCCCUUGGCUGGCGGGCCACACCCCCCUGUCUCCGCCGACGGGGCGGGCAGAGGAGUCGCUGCCCCGCGGGGCAGGCAGGCAGGCAGGCAACUCGGGGAGACUCCCUCUUGGGCGAUCGGCCGCGGUAAGAUUUUUUUGGGGGGGGGUCCCGGCCAAAACACCCCCCCUCCCCACCGCCACCCGCCUGAGUCACGCUUUCGCCGGGGAGGAGAAGCAGCCAGGCAGCCAAGGAGGGAGGGAGGGGCGGCGGCCACGCCAGGAGGCGCCCGGUCGCCUCUUCCCCCUCCCCGGCCUCGGCCCCAGGCAGGCAGGCAGCCGGGAAAUUCCCCGUGCCCCCCCCCCCCGCUGGCGGAACCUCUUCUGACACCCCCGCCUGUGCAACGCCGCCGGGUGAGUCCUCUCGGGGGAGCCCCUCUGGGGAUUCCCCCGAGUCCCUCCCCCGCUCUCCUCCGCGCGGGGAUCCUCGCCUGGGCUCCGGACGCCGGCAGGUGUAUUUGGGGAGGGGGGAAAGAGGGGGGGCGGGCGGACCCCCUCCUUCCUUCCCUCUCUCCCUUGCCUGUCUCUUGGUGUUAUGCAAUCAGAAGUGCGGGGGGGGGGAGAGACCCCCCUGGCAGCUCCCCGCCCCCUUUCCCCCCUCCCACCCCGGUGGGCUUUUGUCAGAUGGGGGGGCAGGCGGGGGGAGGCGGAAGCCGCCAGCCAGCCAGACGGAGCACCGGGGUUCCCCCGGGAGCGCGCAGCAGACACUGGCGCCCGCCUGCUCGGCUGGAGAGAGAGAGAGGAGUGGGGGGGGGCGCGCUCCCGUCCCACCCCCUCCCGUCCCACCCCCUGGGCUCCUUGCUCUGCCCGAGAUGUGGAACUCAGGAAGCAGGUGGCUUGGCGGGGUUUGGACUCGAGAGCAUUUUAUUAUUUUAUUUUUAAAGGACGGGGAUGCAGAAACCAAGCCCCCCCCCCCAAAAAGACCCACGUGGAGCCCAGGCUCCUCUGGCCUGACUCCCCCACCCGCAAUGGCUUGACUGUCUCCACGUGGCUGCUUUGCUUUGCAAAAUAUAGCGCGUCCAACCUCCUGGAGGACAGCGAUGGUGCCAGACACAGCCUGCUUUGUACGUGCUCAGACAGUUCCCUUUGGGGGCUUCGUAAGGACAUCUCGGAAGGAGACCCUGCUGGAUCGGGGGUUGCUGGAGGGUCCCUAAGCCAGGGCGCUUGCUGGCUGGCCGGCUGGAUGAGGCCCUUCUCCCCAUGGGAUGCCUGAAGCUGACAGCCCUGACUACCUGGGAUUCAGAGGUAGACUGCACUUAGGUAUGGAGGUUCCGCUUAUCCAACACAAAGAGGAGCCGUUGAUGCAUGAAUGGGCCUCAGCCCCUCCUAAAACCCUCGCGUCUUGUGUCAAUGAGUUUCGCACAUUAAUACAUAGCUGUCAACGUUUCCCAUUUUAUUAAGGGAAAUCCCCUUAUUCCGAAUAGGAUUCCUCGCAAGAAAAGGGAAACGUUGACAGCUUUGCAUUAAUAACAACAAUAAAAACUUACUCUUGCCUGACCAUCAGCUGGACUGGGUGGUGCUGAGCUCUAGUUUUAGGAGAGAGGCGGAAAAACUUCUCUCUGCUUUCUCCACGUGGUGUAUAAUUUUAGAAGCCCGUAGAAUCAUAGAAUUGUAGAGUUGGAAGGGACCACGAGGGUCAUCCAGUCCAACCCCCUGCAACGCAGGAAUCUUUUGCCCCACGUGGGCCUCGAACCCGUGGUCUUGAGGUUAAGAGUCUCAUGCUCUACAAACUGAGCUAUCUCACUUGCAGGCUUUGAGGUGGGUGGGUGCAUCACUGAAAUCUCAGGUGCCACAUCUGGAAAACAAACAGGCACGCCUGGCUUUUUAUUCCAGAGAACCUUGGCUUUCGCCAAGACUCCUGCUGUCAGUUUUGACUUCUGGGUGUAAUCCGUGGGUUUUUAGGGUUGUUGGUUUUUUUGCAUGCUUUGUCUUUUUUUGUGCGAAAUGGUACUGCCUUGUGACCUGUGCAGGGAAGACGGGGGAAAUAUAUGGUUUAAAUAAUAAUGAAUAGUAUUGCACAGAAACAGGGCAGUUGAGGUGUCAGUGGCUGCUGCUGCAAAGCAGUAAAUUAAAAUAAUGCAUGGAACCUCCAUGGAUAGGCACAGUAUACCCCCCGAGGGAGAAUUCCACUGGGCUGGAUGAGUCCUUGAUCUGAUCCAGUGAAGCACUUCUUACAAAUCUGUGUUCUUGAAGAAAGUUGCGGGCACAGAGCAUGGGUAUAGCCAGGAUUUUUGUUGCGGGGGGCGGGCAGGCCUUUUGUUAGGGGCAGCAGAACCUCAGUUUGCUCUGUAUUUUUAUUGGACUUCUACUGAUUUGGGGGGGGGCAGGUGCCCCUCCCUGCCCCCCUACCUGGGCUACACCCAUGGCACAGAGCGUAUUGGGGAGGUGAUGGUAAAUUGGAAGGAAAACAGCAGAGGUUGGGAUGGGGCCUGUCGGAAAGCACAUGGUGCGCAGAUUUGCCUCUGGGGUAAGAAGAGGCGGGUUGUUCUGGUCUUUGAGGGAUUUCAGGGGAGCCAAAUUCAGAGGGCUACUCUGCAGCCACCGCUGCGAAGCUGCUUCCAUGGUCUGCCACAGGACUGUGGUCUAGUGAAUUCUGCAGAGACUGGGGUGAUCUGGAUGUUCAAAGUUCCCAUCAGAUUGUGGCUCUCGCAGCUCAUUCCUACCAGAGCUUAACCCCACCCUUGAUAACAAGCGUAAAUCUGAUCCUUCAAAGACUUUGCUAUCUGGCUGUGAAUGAGAGUCAGCAGACUCUGAGUAAGAUCUGCGCUUGGUUGGUGGGGAGAUGGGUGUGUGUGUGUCUUUCUGCACAGGGCAGGAAAUUUUGCCGUCUCGUCUCAGCUUGUCAGCAGGGUUGGGAAACUCUCGAAGGGAGAAAUCUAGGCAGGGGAAAAAUCCAGUGGAGCGAUCUGUGAAAUAAAAGUGAACUUUUGGAUGUGGUGGUUCCAGAGUCGGGGUUUUGGGGGCGAGAUGAGCUUACGUUUUAUCCAACUGGCCCACAAAGUCCCUCUUCUGGAGCUCACGUUGGUCUGCAAAGGAACCCUGUUUUGCGGUGGCUGAGAGAGCGGAGGGUUUGCAUGGAGUUUCUACAAAAUACCUGUAUCUUAACAAAAUACCUGCAUCUUAACUGGCGUAGCAAAUCAGCCUUGGGUUACCUGCAGGCAGCCUGUUUCUUGAGUUCUCCUCUUGAUUGAUUUGCACAACUUCCACUUUGUGCCUUCUGCUGUUUAUUGGGUAUUCAUUCUAAUUUACGUAUUUAUGGGGCGUUUAUACAAUGUUGCGCCAAGUCCCUGUUACCCCACACAUUUUCAGUGCAUUUCCCUGCCAAUUUCCUUACUGUAAAACAUAUAUAUCCAGGAGUGUUUUUCCUUUUUGGGGGGUGAGUGGAAACAGUAUUGUUGUGCAAAAGCACCAAAUCAUCCACAAGUCGAGCAACCUAAAUUCCUGAUGUAAAUAAUCAGUCACCCCUCGUUCUCUUGCAGGAAGGGAGCGUGGUGUUUUGUGGUUCGCCUCAGGUGCCAAAAUGUUUUUGGCUAACCCUGGUCGUGUGAUGUGAGAACUGUCCCUCCAUUUGUCCAGGGGAAAUUCCUUGAGAACUCCAGCAGUCCUCAUGGACAGGAAAUCAGCUGCGAGAUUAACAUGUGACAGGAAAAGCAGAUUAAAAAAACCACACGCUUCUAGCAGGCCUUUCCCCAUUAACGAUACAGGAAUUUAAUUCAUUACGCAUUUUUUUUAGAUUUACUGUAUUAGUUGCUUUUCUACAGAAAAUGAACUUGGAGUGAAUUACGAAAACAAAGAUGCAACAUAGAUUCAAACGAAAAAUGAAACCAACCUAAAACGGAAUACUGUAAUAUAUUCAACUGUGCCUCACUCAGAAUUGAGCUAGGUAUUACCUUGGUCAGGGUCUGCUCAAGACAUUUUGACACCUGAGGCAAACCACAAAAUGGCACCCCCUCCCCAGCAGGGAAGAAGGGGUGAGUUAAUAUCUGCAUCAGGAACAUGGAUUGGCGGGUGGGAAUAAAGAUCUACAUCAGGAUCUGCUGCCCCUGUGGAUCCUGCCGCCUGUUGCGGUCGCCUUACCUUGUCUUACAGACAGGUGGGCCGGCCCUGACCUUGGAUGGUGUUUAUUAGGUAGAUCUUGCCAAAAGAUUGACGCGUUCUCAUUGCAAAACGUUUUUGCGAGCGUUGCAUAGAUGCCCCACUUCCAGUCCCUGUGUGCCUUUUUGACAUCUGGAAUCUUUUAAAGUAUAUUACGGUUUGUGAAGGAACCGUGUGGUUGUGCAACGGUGGCUUUGCUGAAUCUGUUAGAAGCAAGCUGAAAAAGUGUCUGAAGUGUCCAAAGCGUGUUGGAUGAGCUUUUUCUUUUGUGGGGGUGGAGAGCUGAUGGGAAGAAAAGAACGCCUCUGCUUGCAACAGAAUGUAAGGCAAAGGAGUUAUGGAAAAUGAGCAGGCAGGUCCACUGAACUCUGGGUCAUCCUUUGAAGGCGUUUUUGACCCUGGAGCAGCCAUUCUUUGUGUCCUCCCCUUUUGUUUUUGUUUUUUUAUAUAAAUUAUUAUUAGUUUUUUAACGUAUCAUUUUCAACAGUAAUUAAACAUACUUUUACAUCUUAUACAAUUUUUUUUUAAUUCCAUCAAUCUCAUCUGAAAAUUUUCCCAUCUAAUCUCUUAAUAUACAUUUCUUACUUUCCCUAUUACAUUUAAAUCUCAUAACUAAUAUCUCUAUUCUUUCUACUUUGUAACGUUUCAUAUAUUUCUCCUUACAAAACUUCUUGUAGUCCUUGUAGCGUCUUGUAGCGUAAUUUGUUGAUUACAAUUGCUCUUCAGGUAGUUCAUAUACUUCUUCCAGUCUUCUGUGAAUCUCUGGUCCUGCAGGUUUCGAUUCCUUCCUGUCAUUUUGUCCAAUUCUACAUUGUCCAUUAAUUUUGUCUGCCUUUCUUCUUUCAUCCCCCCUUUCACUCUCCCAGAGCCUGCCCGUCAGCUUCCCUUCUUAGCGGUUAUUCGGCCUCAGUGGCAGAGGGCAGUCUUGUCAGUAGGCGGAGCACAUCUCCUGCGGGAGGGGCAAGGCAAACCUUCCUUCUCGCCUUACCUGCUCAUGCUAUCUUUUGCCAGGGCUUCAGGGCUGCCUCUUCUGCGUUGCCUGAGAGAAGUUGCUAGGAGGGUGGGGCACGUUGGCAGAAGAAUAAGUGUCUUGGCGUUUUAUGUAGGCUUACUGAAAAUGUCAAUGCUCGUCUUCGUGCAUAAAAGGCAAAUGUUUUCUGAGGUAACAGGAAUUUUCUGGCUCCCCUCCUUUGGCUACGAGGACCCUCUUUUUGACCCCAGGCAGGGGCAUGAUGUACCCUGUGCGCACACCCCCGAGCCAUGACCACAAAAUUGUUUAACGCUCUGCUAUGAGGACAGUACACGUAACCUGAGACGUCCGUAACAUGAGGUAUGACUGUACUUCGAUGCACACUUUGCCGUAAUAUCUACAUUCUACAUACAUUAGGUUUGAGAACUGCCUUGCAAAAUUUGGAGGAGGGCCAAUUUCACAGGAUAGCCAUGUCACAGUUUCCAUAUACACUGGUACCUCGAGUUACAGACGCUUCAGGUUACAGACGCUUCAAGUUACAGGCUCCGCUAAUCCAGAAAUAGUACCUCGGGUUAAGAACUUUGCUUCAGGAUGAGCACAGCGGCAGUGGGAGGCCCCAUUAGCUAAAGGUUAAGAACAGUUUCAGGUUAAGAACAGACCUCCAGAACGAAUUAAGUUCUUAACCCGAGGUACCACUGUAUUAUCAUCCUGCUGUUGCUCCAGACAGCUGGAUUGUGGUCUGUUUUGGCAAGCAAGACCUCCAUUUUCUCUCCCCAACCAAAGAGCAUGGAGUAGGAGGGGGCCAAGGGUCCUGUGGUCCCCUUCCUCAGGCCUGUUCCUUUGUCUAUUUAUGCCUCUGUCUAUGGGUAGAGUACCCAAUUAGCUCAUGAUGUUCUUCUUUAUAAAAAGAAGGAAAAUCCCAUAUCCAUAUCGGGGCCUUACCUUUCUUAGGCAAACCAGAAUAUUACAAAACAACAACAACAACAACAACCUGCCCUUCUGACUGGGUUUCCCCAGCCACUCUUCGCGGCUUCCAGCACAUACAAAAACAAAAUAAAGCAUCAAACAUUAAAAAUGUCCUUAUACAGAGCUGCCUUCAGAUGUCUUCUAAAAGUUGUGUAGUUAUUAGUCUCCUUGACAUCUGAUGGGAGGGCGUUCCACAGGGCGGGCGCCACUACCGAGAAGGCCCUCGGCCUGGUACCCUACCUUCUCAUUUGUUAUAAUAAUAAUAAUUUAUUAUUUAUACCAUGCCAUUAUGGCUGGGUUUCCCCAGCCACUCUGGGCGGCUUCCAGCAAAAUAUUAAAACAUAAUAAUUCAUCAAAUAUUAAAAGCUUCCCUAAACAGGGCUACCUUCAGAUGUCUUCUAAAAGUCUGGUAGUUGUUUUUCCCUUUGACAUCUGGUGGGAGGGUGUUCCACAGGGCGGGUGCCACUACCAAGAAGGCCCUCUGCCUGGUUCCCUGUAACUUGGCUUCUCGCAAUGAGGGAACCGCCAGAAGGCCCUCGAUGUUGAACCUCAGUGUCUGGGCAGAACGAUGGGGGUGGAGAUGCUCCUUCAGAUAUACUGGACCGAGGCCAUUUAGGGCUUUAAAGGUCAGCACCAACACUUUGAAUUGUACUCGGAAACAUACUGGGAGCCAGUGAAGAUCCUUUCAGACCGGUGUUGUAGGGUCCCAGCGGCCACUCCCUGUCACCAGUCUAGCUGCCGCAUUCUGCUUAGUUGUAGUUUCUGAGUUGCCUUCAAAAAUAGCCCCCAAGGCAUCUGAGUUCCCCAGAACUCUUCGUUUUCUUUACCAUCAAGCCUGAGGAAGUGUCCUGAGGUACUCAGAAGCUUGCAUGCUGUUUUGUGACUGUGUGAUUGGCCUAAGAAAGGUACGGACCCAAUACGGAUUUUGGACGAGGAUUUCAUGUUUUGAGAGAGAGCCAUAAUCAUCUUGUGGGAAGGUGGGAGGCUGGACUGAUGAAACCUGACUCUGUAGGGGGCGAUGGGCUUCUCUGCACCCCAGAUUCUGUCAGCGUGUACAUCUAAAAACGUGUGUGAUGAAUGUAGCAAGGAAUUGUACAUACACAACCAGCAAUAAGGGUCACCUCUAUGUGUUAAAUUGCUUGUAACACAUGAACCAAUGUGUUUGUUCUUUGAAGUACAUUACAAGUAUGUUGCCAUAUUGGAUGUAGGAGAAAUUAGAAUCAGUUCCCUUAUGGAGGCAGACUCUCCUAACUGGUACUUUCUGAAUCAACGUGAGAACCAAAACACAGAACAUUCCUUCAAAAUCCACAGUUCUCUGCAAUGCAGUCCUCCAGCCGAGGAAGGGCUGCAGAAAUACAUACACCAGGGUAAACUGUGCAUAAAUAUGCAUACAUUAGUGAAAAUACCCUGCAAAAAAAUGCAUUAUAUUUGGGGAAACCACUUUGCCAAAAAAGAGAAAAGCAUAUUAGGCAAAAUGCUUGCAAACGUGUCUAUUAGGAGAAAUUUGCACUCUGAUGCUGUCAAAUUUUCACGAGGACUUAAAAAAAUAAAUCACAAACCAAUGUGAAAAUGUGGAAAACUGAAGACUGGAAAAACGAAAAACUGAGGGAAACGAAAACUGGCGAAUUUGCCCGUCCCUCCUCUCUUAAUGCUGGUUGUAUAUGUUAAAUAGGGACCUGCAGUGCGUACAGAAUUGUAUCCAAAUAAUUCUGUGUGGCAUAGUGGACCUGCCCCAAGAAUUGACAUUUGCUUUGGCUCUCUGUUCAAUGUGUGUUUGGUGCACAGGGUCAGGGUCAUAGAUGGCAUGCUGGGGCAUGUCCUGAGGCCUCGCACCCCAAUAGCCCCCUCCUCCCGGACAACCAUUGCGGCUUGCUUGUUUACCUGCCCCUGGAGGGGAUAAUUGAGCCAAUUCCAGCGGUGAGAAAGGCAGAGGAGCGACUGCCAUUGCCUGCUUGCUCAUUGGCUUUGUCUGGUAUCGAGGCAGAGGAGCCUCAGCAGUUGGCAACGAUGGAAGUAAGAGAGCACUUACUCUCUCACCCAAGGCCGCCCAGAAACUUGGGAGCCAACAUUGCCUUGGUAUGAAAACCCGGGUUUAUGACAGCAACAUGUGAAUGGGCUCUUUCUCAAUGCUUGCCUAUUAUGUUCAAAUUGUCGUGGUCUGCCUGACUUUCCGCUGUGUGACGUAGGGUUGCAUAUCCCCACUCAGUUAGAUGCAGCGAAAUGAAUGGACCUAAGGCUGUUUACAUACCAUGACACCCCCCUGUCCCAUUUUUGGGAACUGUAGUUUACCCCCUCACUGUGCUACAACUCCCAGCACCCUUAAACUACAGUUUCUGGGGGUGUUUUUGAGAAGGGGGUGUGCUUUAAACAUCUGGCUUGUUCACAUCCUUAGUUAGUUAUGUCCAUUAAUUUAAGAAGAGGAAGAAGAAGAGUUUGGAUUUGAUAUCCCGCCUUUCACUCCCUUUAAGGAGUCUCAAAGCAGCUAACAUUCUCCUUUCCCUUCCUCCCCCACAACAAACACUCUGUGAGGUGAGUGGGGCUGAGAGACUUCAGAGAAGUGUGACUGGCCCAAGGUCACCCAGCAGCUGCAUGUGGAGGAGCGGAAACGCGAACCCGGUUCCCCAGAUUACGAGACUACUGCUCUUAACCACCACACUGGCUCUUAAAUGGGUCUUCUAGCACUGGAUCUCAACGAUUUAUUUAUUAGGGACCUUGCCGAAAACCCACAACUUAAGAAUAUAUACAUGGUUAGUAUAUAUGCCAAGAUUCACUUUGUGGUGUAGCGGUUGGUCAGGAGGUCGGACGAGAGCUUGGGAGACCCAGGCGCAAACCCCCUUUCAGCCAUGAAGUUCAUUGCGUCAUCAUAGGCCCGUUACUCUCUCUCUUUCAGCCUACCUCACAAGGUGGUUGUGCAGAGAAAAGGUGGGAGGACAGAGAAUUUUUUAUUAUGUAUUUAAUUAUGGGGUAUCAGAGUUGUUAGGGGGUUAACCAGGCUGGGAUAGCUGGCUUGUUGCUUUUUGAAUGUCUGAUGUAGAUUUUUUCAAUUUCGUUGUUCUCUAUGGGACAACGACAAUAAAGAUUAUCGUACUGUAUCGUAACCUCGCCUGGCACUCGGAGCUCUUUGUACGAGUGUGAAACAUAAACUUAUUUACCCAGCACCAUCAUUGCUCUUCAACGCAGGGAAAAUGAGGGACUUUUGGGGGCAGAUGUGUUUCUUUUGCACCACCAUAAUGCCCCUAAAAAUCCUUAUUGCUCUUGCAGUAUCCUUCCGGUUGGCUGGACUCAGGUCGGCCGACUUUUCUCCAAGGCUGGAGCCUGCGACGGCUUGGUGUGGAGGAAAACACCUGCGGGACCACGGAGCUGCGUUUACCUUUGCCUUAUUUUUAGCCCUGCCUAAACCCCGCCGAGGAGGACCACCUGUUGAUCAACGGGUUUAGUCAGUCGUAAAUCCCGGGAAGACGUCUCGAGCACCACUGGGGGCCUCCCGGGAGCGGCUUGGCAGGGAUGGGGUUGCGUUUCGCUAGAGACGGGAGCGGGAGAGCCUUGGGAACGUGUGCUUCUCGUUGGACGGGUCUCAGAGUGAAUCCGAGGGCGCAGUCGGGCUGCCCCUACAUGUCCCACAGCACCUGAGUCACCUGCCUCAUCCAGGGCUGCUUGCGUCGCCUUUCCACACACCAGAAGGCCAUUCAAUAGAGCCCUGCAAGCAGUGCUAGAAACUUAGAUACAGUUGCCAUCAAAAUUAUUCAACCACCAUUGCAAAUCAGGUUCAUUAUCAAAAUUUGCAGGCUUUCAGCUGUUUGCCAGGAGCAAAUCAAAGUUGGGUUUUCAGCUGAAUUUGGGGGAACCGCUUGAGCAGUGCUGGAUUUUCGUAUAACUUAGCUUAGGGGACCUUCUGCCUGCAAGACGGAUGCUCUGCCUGGAUAGCUCAGUUGGUUAGAGUAUGGUGCUGAUAACGCCAAGGUUGCGGGUUCGAUGGGACAGCUGAAUAUUCCUGCCUUGCAGGGGGUUAGACUUGAAUGAUCCCUCCUAACUCUACAAUCCUAUGAUUCUAUGACCGCUAGGCCAUGGCCCUCCCCAGUUUGACAAGGGUUUUGUCCAUAGUAUUUGUUUCUUUGGCAAAACAGGACUGCUUCUGGGACUUUUGCUGGGAGUUCCUGGGCGGUUAGUCCCGUCCUGAGCUUAGGAAGCGUUGAUACCUGCUGGCAAGGUUUCCUUCCCAGAAAGGAAAGCGUAAUUAAAAGCAACGUUGUGUGGAUUUAAAUAAACAUUCACACUAUCUGUAUUAGAAAAUGUGUAGAAGAUAAAGAUUAUGGUGUGCUUACUUUUACUUUUAUGUUUUUAGGUUUGAUGUUAUGUUAUUAGUAACUUUUUCUGUCAGGAGGUAGCAAAGUGGGUGAAAGGAGAAACAAACCAGAAGCGGAAGUUGAGAGAAGCCUUGGAGGGGAGGGGAGGAAGGAAUGCAUAGUAAAUGUUAAGGAUUUGAGAUGUAUGUAAUGAAUGAAAAAGAAAAAUGAAUAACAAUUUUAUAAAAUAAUAAAAUAAAAGCAACGUUGUGGGCAAGUUGCCGGGAUCUCUUUCGAUGACCGCUUGCUCGUCGAGCCCAAUGCCAACGCCUCGUGCUUUGACUGUAGUGAGCAGAUAAAUAUUUUGGUGUGCUAAGUUGACAGGCGCGGCUGUGUGGAAGGGGCCUGAUAACCACUCUCCAUCUUGGGCUGAUUGGUGACUUUGGGGAAAAAAAACAGAUACGGCAGGGAAUUUGGACCUGGUUGUUGGGGCUGUGGGUGGCAGGAUCAUAGCUGUCAACCUUCCCUUUUUUUGGUGAGAAAUUCCCUUAUUCCAGCGCCGUUUCCCACUGCAUCCUGCUGCUAUCCCGGAUUGUUAGAUAUCCUGUAGACUGUCCCCGGGACAGGUGAGGCUGCUGAUUCCUUAUUUUCAAAUCUGAAAGUUGACAGCUAUGAGCAGGACACACACUGAGAUCUGGGAUUGUAUCUUCCAAGGCAGGGUCCUUGCUGUCACAGGAACAUCAGAAGAGGCUUGCAGGAUCAGACCAAUGGCUCAUCCAGAAUCCUAGGGAAGUUUGCCUGACGCCUUCAUUAUACAGUGGUACCUCGGGUUACAGACGCUUCAGGUUACAGACUCCACUAACCCAGAAAUAGCGCUUCAGGUUAAGAACUUUGCUUCAGGAUGAGAAUAGAAAUCGUGCUCCGGCGGCGCGGCAGCAGCAGGAGGCCCCAUUUGCUAAAGUGGUGCUUCAGGUUAACAACAGUUUCAGGUUAAGUACAGACCUCCGGAACGAAUUAAGUACUUAACCCGAGGUACCACUGUAUGUGCCAUGUGAAGAAAAAUUUAGUUUUGCCUGCCUUUCCUCCUCCCUCCGUACCCCACCUUUCAAGAGCUAAGGAGCAACUUUUGAGUUUAGUCCUCAGGGCAAGGUCUUCUAAAUCCAAAAUCCCACUGGGAAUGCAGAAGCUCUUAGGGCUAGCUCUGGCAUAGCUCAGUUGGUUAGAGCGUGGUACUCAUAAUGCCAAGGCUGCAGGUUCGAUCCCUGUGUGGGACAGCUGCUUAAUCCUGCAUUCAAGAGUUUGGACUAGAAGAUCCUCAGUUUCCCUUCUGUAAUGGCUGGUGGCUCUUUCUGUCCCUUCUGUAAUCUCUCAUAUGUAGUAAGAUAUAAUAAUAAUAAUAAUAAUAAUAAUUAAUAAUUAUAAUUUAUUUAUACCCUGCCCAUCUGGCUGGGUUUCCCCAGCCACUCUGGGUGACUCUCAACCGAAUGUUAAAGACACAAUACAACACUAAACAUUCCCUAAACUUCCCUAAACGGGGCUGCCUUCAGAUGUCUUUUAAAAGUAAGAUACAGUGGUACCUCGGGUUACAUACGCUUCAGGUUACAGACUCCGCUAACCCAGAAAUAGUUCCUCAGGUUAAGAACUUUGCUUCAGGAUGAGAACAGAAAUCAUGUUCCGGCGGCGUGGCAGCAGCAGGAGGCCCCAUUAGCUAAAGUGGUGCUUCAGGUUAAGAACAGUUUCAGGUUAAGAACGGACCUCCAGAACGAAUUGAAGUACUUAACCUGAGGUACCAUGGUAGUUGCUUAUUUCCUUGACAUCUGAUGGGAGGACGUUCCACAGGGCAGGUGCCACUACUGAGAAGGCCCUCAUUGAGGAUUGUGUUUCACGAGAAAGAGGGAGACCAGGAUUCCAAAAUUCCUCCGUGACUCAGAAUUAAUCAGGAGCUCUAUAUAUUGUGGCUGAAAACCAGCUUUUGCUCUCCUCCUCCUCCUACCCUCCACCCCAUUUUUCUAGUCCGGGGUGUGGCUUCAAAUAUUUAGGGAGUUGUUGAGCCAGAUGGUAUUUGACUUGGCCCAAAGUAAACUGCGUUCUCCCCCCCCCCCCCACGCACUCUAUUAUUUUAAACUCAAGUUGUCAUUUCAAGGCAAUAGUACAUUAAUCUAGUGAAGGGCUGUUAAAAUAUUUGACCGUGUUAUUUAUGGAGCCAUUUUUCAGCCGUGAUGGAAGAUCACUGCAUGGUUAUGACUCUUCCUAACUGCAUGCUCUCGACCAUGAGGUAAGGUGAGGCAGACCCCCAAGGUGGUGGAUUUGGGGCACCAUUAAAGAGUUGGGAACAGAUGGAUUUGACCUGUAGAGGAGGCAUCAGUCCUGCAGGUAGAGACCUGACUUCAAGACCUUUCUGCAGCCCCCCUCCCCACAAUAGUUUGGGAUGAGGAGGGAUGCAUAUGGUGUGUGGUUUACGGAUGAGUAAAUCUACACAAAUUUGCUUUCACUUUCUUAUUUUUUCAAUCUCGAGCUCAGUUCUACACAUUCCUGCAUCAGUUUGUUCUGCAUCGGCAUUUUAAUGCAAAUCUAUCCAUUAUACACAUUUUUGUAUGUAGUUUUGCCUAAUGUACAUAUUUUCCCACCACAUAUAACUUUUGUAUGCUGUUUUCAUUAGUACAGUGGUACCUCGGGUUACAUACGCUUCAGGUUACAUAUGCUUCAGGUUACAGACUCCGCUAACCCAGAAGUAGUGCCUCGGGUUAAGUAUUUUGCUUCAGGAUAAGAACAGAAAUCGUGCUCCGGCGGCGCGGCAGCAGCAGGAGGCCCCAUUAGCUAAAGUGGUGCUUCAGGUUAAGAACAGUUUGAAGUUAAGAACGGACCUCCAGAACGAAUUAAGUACUUAACCCGAGGUACCACUGUAUAUGCAUUAAUAUGCAGGCUUUACUCUAGCCAAGGCUUUUUAAAUACACAUUACUUACUUGGCAGGAGAACUGAAUUGCAAAAUUUGGAGAAGUGCCAGUUUUGAAGGAUGGCGGUGUUUUCGUUUGCUACUUAUUUUGGAAAAAUGUGUGUUUGCUAAGUUUGCCUUUAAAUGUGAACUGAAUUGAAUUUCUCCCCCCAUCCCUACUUGUGACGGGGCCUUAUAUGUUGUAGCACCCUGACUUGGGAAUGCUUUUCCCAGGGAAGAUUGCCUGGUGCCAACUCAGAUGCCAUUUCCACUCAAAGGCACAGGCCUUUUGAUUUGCUCAAGCCAAUCUCCUUUAACUGAGGCCCUCCAGAUGCUUUGGACUACAACUCCCAUCAGCCUCAGGCAACAUGGCCAGGAUGGUAGGGGGCUGAUGGGAGUUGUAGUCCAAAACUACUGGACAAUCUUGGGUCGGGAAGGCCAGCUUAGGCUAUUGUGCUGAUUCUGUUCCUUGCAUUUUAAUAUUGUUUUCCUCUGACUUUCAUUCUUGUUUCUGCUGGCGGUGCCUUUAAGAAAGAUGUAUAAAUAAUCAAAAUCGGAUGCUUUCUUGCAUUACCCUGCUGGAACUGACUCUAAGUGAGUCUACUUUAUCUGUCUUUAGAAAGAAAGAUAGUACUUGAAUAUGCUGUGCUUGUGUUGUGUGCAUGCGCGUGGCAAGGGUGUGUUUUAAGUGAAUGUGUGUAAAUUUAUUACUCCCCUGUAAAAAUGCUUUGUAGACUUGGCUAAUCCCUGCAAAACAGCAUCUCACUUUUCCUUAGGACGUCCCUAUUCUGAUUGGAUACACACUUACGAAACUGCAGGUUAUUACAAUAAUCCUGCUAAUGUUUUUAUCUGUCUGCAAUUUAUCUGUAAAUAUUUGCUUUGUAAAUAUUCAACAAACCAUUUCCAUUCUUUUAUUUAAAAAAAGGUUUGUUAUCUUAAUUUCUUAUUCUUCUGGUAAGUUUCGCCUUUCCUGCAUAUUCCAUAGGUUUUGGACCCAUUCUUACAUUGCUGACUGCCCUCCUUAUCCAGUGAUCAAGCAAGCAGAGGUGUGCAGACGAAGUCCACAGAGUUAAGAGAGGGCAACAGUUACAUAGCGUUGCCACACAUCCUAAGUAAUACAGAACCGUCCAGUAUUUCAGUGUAAAAUCCUACGUCCUGUAUUGAUUCAAUACAGGGUGCAGUUUGUUCUGUAUUUCCACCCAUGGGGCCUCUGUCCGCAUCUAGCUGGAGGGCGAUGCUGCUGAGAUUUUAAAUAUAUGUCCGUUGUUUAGGGAUAUGUGUACCCCUGCGUACCCCCAGAAAAAACACUGCCCUUAAGAGACUAGUUCUCAGGAUUCUUCUUGACCUCUCUCUGAGCACAAGUGUUAUAUGGUGACAAGACCUCAUUCCUGUCAGCAAUCAUGCCGCAGCAUUCUUUGUUAAAUAGAAGUUUCUGGGGUGCCUCAGACACUUCAAAAUGACCUUGACAGAUUAGAGAACUGGGCCAAAACAAACAAGAUGAAUUUUAACAGGGAGAAAUGUAAAGUAUUGCACUUGGGCAAAAAAAAUGAGAGGCACAAAUACAAGAUGGGUGACACCUGGCUUGAGAGCAGUACAUGUGAAAAGGAUCUAGGAGUCUUGGUUGACCACAAACUUGACAUGAGCCAACAGUGUGACGCGGCAGCUAAAAAAGCCAAUGCAAUUCUGGGCUGCAUCAAUAGGAGUAUAGCAUCUAGAUCAAGGGAAGUAAUAGUGCCACUGUAUUCUGCUCUGGUCAGACCUCACCUGGAGUACUGUGUCCAGUUCUGGGCACCACAGUUCAAGAAGGACACUGACAAACUGGAACGUGUCCAGAGGAGGGCAACCAAAAUGGUCAAAGGCCUGGAAACGAUGCCUUAUGAGGAACGGCUAAGGGAGCUGGGCAUGUUUAGCCUGGAGAAGAGGAGGUUAAGGGGUGAUAUGAUAGCCAUGUUCAAAUAUAUAAAAGGAUGUCACAUAGAGGAGGGAGAAAGGUUGUUUUCUGCUGCUCCAGAGAAGCGGACACGGAGCAAUGGAUCCAAACUACAAGAAAGAAGAUUCCACCUAAACAUUAGGAAGAACUUCCUGACAGUAAGAGCUGUUUGACAGUGGAAUUUGCUGCCAAGGAGUGUGGUGGAGUCUCCUUCUUUGGAGGUCUUUAAGCAGAGGCUUGACAACCAUAUGUCAGGAGUGCUCUGAUGGUGUUUCCUGCUUGGCAGGGGGUUGGACUCGAUGGCCCUUGUGGUCUCUUCCAACUCUAUGAUUCUAUGAUUCUAGGAGGAGAGGGUUUAAAAACAGCAGCAGCAGCCUUCUCUGUCUUUCACAGAUGUCCCAAUUCUGAUUGGAUGCUAAUAGCAAAACAGCAAUGUUACCUGUAGUUUAGCCUUUGGAAGCCAGAGAACAAGGCUCCAGUGUUGUGAAUCUUAACGGGAGAAGAAACUUUUUUUUUAAUAGUUUCUUCUCUAGCAUGGUGAAUUGUCAGUUCUGUUGCCACCCCAAUGGCGGCCUCAUUUCCUGUCACGGUGUUUCCUGAGUCUUGGACAGAAGUGAGCGUUUAAUGUGUGAAGUAGGAGUUGGAAUUUAGCACGGUGAUUGGUCAGUUUCGUUGUUACCACCUCCGAUCGUGGCUUCCUUUCCUUUCCCCGUGUAAUGCAUGUUCUUUGUACUUUUGUCCAUUUACUGUAUUUAUUUUCCCUGAUUUGAACUAUAAAAUGGUGAUUUUCUUGAGUAAAAAAAAUUAAAAAAUUAUCUAUCUAUCGAUCUAUAUCUAUCUAUCUAUCUAUCUAUCUAUCUAUCUAUCUCUAUCUAUCUAUCUAUCUAUCUAUCUCCCCAUUGGAGAUAGCUCAGAAGGACGCUGGCAGCCUGCAGAUUGUGACGGGCAACUGAAUGGCCCUGAAGACAUCUGGGGAGGUGGAAGACAAGUCUUAUCUCCCUCGCUCUAGACUUGAGGACUGGGAGAUGUCAGGCCAUAAUGAUUAAUGGCCUUCAGUAGGUUGGUUCUCUCUGGAGAGGGGAACUGAUCCCAGCUGGAAGGAGCAGGAGAGUUUAAUCCUCCCAGACCUUCCUCUUCCCUUUCCCCUACAAACCCAUUCCAGAAUUCCUCAGCUUGGGUUGGUUUGCUCAGCAUUCCUGCCUCACAUCUUUGGCACCCCACCAGUGUGUGAUUAAUACUCUGGAAGGUGCAGCAAUUUCCUGAAUAUCCAGUGAAGGGCUGAAAAUAAUCUCUUUUAAAAAAUGUGUUCUUUCUUCUUCUUCUUUUUUAAAAAAUCUAGAUAAAAGCGCCAAUGACUUGUGUUUUCGUCUUCUUUCUUGCAGCUCAGUGAUUCAUCUCUUUGGAAUAAAUACCCUGAACAUCGCCAGCUUAUGUUAGAAUCUGAGCAGGAUUCUGACCACUUGCCAGAGCAACCAGUUGCCAGUGGCUCCUUUUGCUGUGAUCAGUGCUUAAAUCAACCAUGUGCUGUAUCUGCUGGUUGCUACAAAAGACUGGCCAGGCUCCCCAGGGUAUCCAAUCAAGUGAGCAUUAACAGGUAACCUGUCAGAGGAGAUAAACAACACACUCAGAUUUCUGCUGUAGACCGCCUUUUCUGUGAUGUAUGUAUGAUGUAUGGAGGGGUGGUCUUCAGCUCCAGGACAGGGAAUUUAAAAUUUCUAUAUAAGGGCUUGCACACCAUUGUUCUGGGUUCCUCCCCCCCUCCUGCGUGUGGUGAGUGAGGAUCCUGUUGCAACAGAUCAAUAAAGAUCAGGCUUACUAGCUGCUUUGCUUCUCAAUAUUCUCUGGUUGGCCUGUUAUUUUCUCCUACCAAUAGGGAACCUAUGUAAGGACUCUAUAUGGGCUCUUGGAUACCCCAUAAGUGGAAAAGGGCAGAUUUUUGUUUACAUCACUUCACAAAAGUGGCAGCCGCAUGCACUGUUUCCCGCAGCGGCGUGUGUUGUGACCCAGCCGUGAAGGAAACUGAGCAUAGUCUGAAAUGCCAAAUGCUCGGGGAAGGUCCUGUGGAAUGCAGGCAUUGUCUAAAUGCCUGGCGCAUUCAUCUUUGCGGCUGUUUGGCGCAUUCAGGAACGCCCUGCCCUGGGAGUUUCUGGGUGAUGGCACCCUUGGGGAAAAGCAGGUAAAUGGCUUAGCAAAUGCUCCAAGCGCUCUUGAUCUUUGAAACCCAUUAGGAAGCAAACACAGGGCAACAGCCCAAGCGGUCUGGGAGCCUUGCCAUAGCCGAGAGCUGAGCUGACUGCAGGCCAAAAUACCUGAUGCGUUUUGCUCCGAACCUGACGGCAGGCCUGGACAUACCAGGCUGGGAAUAAACGCCAUCGAACAAGCCGGGACUUUCUUUGUAGUGAGUACCGUAUGAAUGAGUUUAUUAUUUCGGUCCCAGACCAGUUCCAGCUCACAUACAAUAUCAAGGAAGUCAUAAAACACGAUAGGGAUACAUUUGAAUUUGCAAUUAGGUGUAACAGGGACAAAACAGAUAUAGCAACAGUUAAAAAAAAUAUAAAUUAAAACUUAGUCACUACCUAAAAUUAUCAUUUAAGGCCUUAAUCAUUAUGAUAGCGCAGCUUGUUCCCUAAGUUUUAUGGCAAUCGCACAGAAUUUGGCUACCCCUAACGUGAUCCUUGUCCUCUACCAGGGAUUUUAGACAUUGAAGUUUGGAUUCAUUUGGAGAUUUUUGCAUAGCAGGUGUAAUAAAUACUGAGCUUAUAUCCCCGUAGAAAUGGCAGCGUAACAAGGCAUGAGAGACAGUUUCUACCUCCAUCUACCUCCAUUCUUUGUAGUAAGUACCGUAUUGGCCCGAAUAUAAGCCACACCCACAAAUAAGCCGCACCUUUCAAAACUAUUGGGGGGGGGGGGAAGACUACCCAAAAUGUUACAAUUGCUAAAAUUGCAAAUUGCUAUUCAGUUGCUACAAUUCCGCAGGCACUCACACCUUUAAAUGGCAAAUGUAUAAGAAAAUCCUACAGGUACCAGAGAGGACCCGCAAGUGGAUUAAACAGUCUCAAGCUUGCAAAUCGGCAAUAAAACAUUUUUUGUUCCAUUUUACCAUAUGUCUGUUUCAGUAGCGAUAUCGUAAAAGCCAGUUUUUUUAAGGUCGCGAAUUUAAGCCAUACUUUAACUUUUCACGGUCAGAAUUUGGGAAAAUAUUGCAGCUUAUAUUCAGGCCAAUACGGUAAUAUGUACAGCAGGGCUAAGGAAGCUUUCCCAGCCUGAAGGCUGCAUUGCCUAGUGGGCAGUCUACUGGGGGCAUAAUGGCCCUGGUUUGCAGAGCUAGAAGUUAAAGUGGCAGAGCGAUGGCUUUGACCCUGACCCAGGGCUGGAUUUAGGUCUGAUGAGGCCCUAAGCUACUGAAAGUAAUGGGGCCCUUUAUAUGUCCAGCUGUCCUUUGUCAACAACAAAUGUUUUUUGUGUUGAAUAUAUGCUAUAUGGUAAUUUAUGGACCUAAUAGGUAUCUAAGGCCAUUUGCAUGGUUUGUCAUACAACCAGUCCGUGCAGAAUGUAGGCACCCUAUAUAUAGAAAAGAGCAAACCAGUGAUAUUUUAGGGAGCAGGCUAGCUGGCAGGGCCCAUGACUUGCAUCAUAGGAGCCUACACAACACAAAACACUGUUACUGUAUGUAGGUUUUAUUUUAUUUCCUUUUUAUCUUCUAUUUUGGGAAUGUACAUCCAGUUUUUCCCCCUUUAAAUUUUUUGGGGGCCUCCAAGGGAGAGGGGGGGGACGCGGGUGGCGCUGUGCGUAAAACCUCAGUGCCUAGGACUUGCUGAUGGUAAGGUUGGCGGUUCAAAUCCCUGCGGCGGGGUGAGCUCCCGUCGUUCGGUCCCAGCUCCUGCCCACCUAGCAGUUCGAAAGCACCCCUAAGUGCAAGUAGAUAAAUAGGGACCGCUUUAUAGCGGGAAGGUAAACGGCGUUUCCGUGUGCUGCGCUGGUGCUGGCUCGCCAGCUGCAGCUUCGUCACGCUGGCCACGUGACCCGGAAGUGUCUGCGGACAGCGCUGGCUCCCGGCCUCUUGAGCGAGAUGAGCGCGCAACCCUAGAGUCGGUCACGACUGGCCCGUACGGGCAGGGGUACCUUUACCUUUUUAAGGGAGAGGGGCCCUAAGCUAUAGCUUGUUUAGCUUAUACGUAAAUCUGGCACUGCCUUUACCUUGGCACGGGAAUCUGCACUGAAGCCAUGCAAAGCUUUGAAAGGAUGGUGGGGCAAGGAAUUCAAUUCUGUUCUGAUUUAAAGGCGAGCCAUCCUUUGAAAGUCACACAAGUUCUGCAGUGCACCUCUACAGCCAGUGAAUGUUUACGAGGAUGCAAAUAUUUUGGGGAAAGUGUAAAUAGACAUGCAUGCGUCAGUGAAAAUAGCAUUUGCAUUAGGAGAAACUGCUUGUGUCUUUUUUUGUUGUGCUGUAGUGCAAAGCUGCCCCCGACAGCAGAAGAACAGAAAUGUUGGGGGGAACAUUGAAGAAGAAGCAAUAAUGCCUAGAAGAUGCAUGGACAGCCCAGAAUAAAUUUACCAUUAAAGGUAAAGGGACCCCUGACCAUUAGGUCCAGUCGUGGCCAACUCUGGGGUUGCGGCGCUCAUCUCGCUUUAUUGGCCAAGGGAGCCGGCAUACAGCUUCCGGGUCAUGUGGCCAGCAGGACUAAGCCGCUUCGGCCAACCAGAGCAGCGCACGGAAACGCCGUUUACCUUCCCGCCGGAGCGGUACCUAUUUAUCUACUUGCACUUUGACAAGCUUUCAAACUGCUAGGUUGGCAGGAGCAGGGACCGAGCAACGGGAGCUCACCCUGUCGCGGGGAUUCGAACCGCCAAUCUUCUGAUCAGCAAGUCCUAGGCUCAGUGGUUUAACCCACAGCACCACCCGUGUCCCAAAAAUUACCAUUAAUACACUAUUAUUGCAUCUUUGACAUGUUGCAGGACACAUGCACACACCAGUCUGGAGUAGAUAGGGCUGGGUGAGAACUGGUUUUCAAUAUUGUGAUAUAUCACCAGCUAAACAUCCUUAUAUACCGAUAUAUCAUGAUGUCGAAAUAAGGAUGGAGCUAUGUAGAGACAGUAGUUGGCUUAACGGUUUCCCCCCCAUUCUGGUUUUUGCAUAGCACACACAUGGAAACAUAUCAUGAGUUAGGAUAUAUCGCCAAGUCAAAAAUUUUGAAACCAAUAUCAUGCUGUGGACUUCAAACUGGUUUGGGACGAUUUAACAUUAUAUCGCCCUGCCCUAGUCUGGAGGGACCUUCAGACUUGUAGAUCAGCCUUGCCCACCAUCUAGGGCAGGCAUAGGCAAACUCGGCCCUCCAGAUGUUUUGGGAGUACAAUUCCCAUCAUCCCUGACCACUAGUCCUGUUAGCUUGGGAUCAUGGGAGUUGUAGUCCGAAAACAUCUGGAUAGGCCGAGUUUGCCUAUGCCUGAUCUAGGGAGUCCAGGGUCGUGUUCUUCAACCGUGUGCAUCCACAUCUUGGUGAACCCCAGCUCCCAUCCAUCCCAGCCCAGCAUGGCCAACAGAGAGUGCUGAUGGGAGUUGGAGUCCAGUGACUUCUGGAGGUUGCCUUGCUCCCAUUUUAGCAGCUGCAUUUUAUAGUGGCUACAUAGCACAAAUAACAAGGCAGACUUCAGACUUUGCUUUGGCUGGCUUUCCCGAGCCUCCCUCUCUCCCCCACUCCCAUUUCAUUCACCGCUAAUGGCAUUGUUGAAAAGGGAAAUAUUUUCACCCUAAUCAGCAGUAAACAAGAGUGAUAAGAAACUGGUGCACACUGAGGAUUUGGGCACAGUUUGGAAGGGCCCAGCGGCCUUGCUUGUUUGCUUCUAAACUUUGCACCGCACCGCUUCAGUUCCACAUUCGCAUCCCUGGCGCAGCUUAGAAGCAUAGGAUACUAUUCUAUUAAAUGAUAAUACUAAAAUAAAAUGAUAACAGUAACAAUAUUAAUUACAUUCAUAUCCCAGCCGCCUUCCCAACGGAGCCCAGAGUAGUAAACACACGUGAUAAGACAGGCCAUCUUUCUGGAUAGCUCAGUCGAUGCCUGUUCUGAAUCCACUUGGAGGACUCAGGCCCUGCUUGUGGGCUUCCCUAGGGGGCAAUCUUGUUGGCCACUGUUAAGAACAGGAUGAGGCCCCCCUGUUUGGCCUGAUCCAGCAGGCUCUUCUCACGUUCUUCCAAAAAUAAAAUAAAAUAAAUGCCAUCUACUUCAGCUUGUUCUGCCUCUUGCCUGGUUUCAGCAUCGCCCGGUCAUCUUCUAAUUAACUGUCCUGUUUUGUUCAGCACUCGUAAUUACUAACGUAAAUUAGCUCCUCCGCUGUGCGGAAUGCGGGCGGCGGCGGAUAAACGCUUCCAAUUCGGGCCGCUGCUUAAUAAACCAUUCUUGCCGCAUGCCAAAUGGUUGCCUUAAGCAUGGGCUAGAUCUGUGCACAUGCAAUACCUAAAAGAUAAGUAUUGGCAGCAGUUUGACUUGGUCGAGAGAUGGAUGCCAGCGGUGUUCUCAGGCUCCGCCCCCGGCCUUGACUGUCUUUGCUCCGCCUUCUUUACCUCUUCUGGUUCUGGAAGACUGGCAGGGAGGGAAACUGGUUGCCGCAGAAGGGGGAGACCCAUUGACUUCUUUAGCAGCCUGCCUAAUCUCUGCCUCUUGGCCCUGCUCCUCUCCAGCCUCCGCUUCUGCCUCGGAUUCUGGACUGCUCUCUGCCACAGGCUCUCCCCGCUCACUGAGCCCCAUUCCCCCUUCAGCUUCUGACACCUCGCUCUUCCCUGGGUUCUCUCUCUUUUCUCCCUCUGACCACUCAUUGUCAUCCCACUUCCAAUCCCUGGGCUCUGAGCCUUCUUAGGGCAGUGGUUCUCAACCUGUGGGUCCCCAGAUGUUGUUGGACUACAACUCCCAUCAUCCCUGAGCUCUGGCCUUGCUAGCUAGGGGUGAUGGGAGUUGUAGUUCAACAACAUCUGGGGACCCACAGGUUGAGAAUCGCUGCCUUAGGGGUUCCUCAGCUGGUUCCUCCCACUAUUCCUCUGUACCCAAUCAGUCUAUGCCAGCCCCUGGCCUGGAAAAAGAUUCUCAACAUUGCCAUGAUGUACUUGAUGUCUAGGGACGCGGGUGGCGCUGUGGGUUAAACUACAGAGCCUAGGACUUGCCGAUCAGAAGGUGGUUGUCCGAAUCCCCACAACGGGGUGAGCUCCCGUUGCUCGGUCCCUGCUCCUGCCAACCUAGCAGUUCAAAAGCACGUCAAAGUGCAAGUAGAUAAAUAGGUACCGCUCUGGCGGGAAGGUAAACGGCGUUUCUGUGCGCUGCUCUGGUUCGCCAGAAGUGGCUUAGUCAUGCUGGCCACAUGACUCGGAAGCUGUACGCCGGCUCCCUUGGCCAAUAAAGCGAGAUGAGCUGCAACCCCAGAGUCGGCCACGACUGGACCUAAUGGUCAGGGGUCCCUUUACCUUUUUUUAACUUGAUGUCUGGCUGUUCUGGCGGGCUCCAAAAGCCCCCUAACGUCUUGCAGUACUUUUGGGCUGUGCGGCCAGACUCGCUACUUUUUUUAGGGUAUGGAAAACUGUGUCCCGGAUGCCCAAGUGCCUGGGCCAGUGCUGCAGCUGGAGAGCAAUGCUUCUGUUUUGGGGUGUGUGUGCGGGGAACGGAACAUCACUUUGGUUAUAGCCUGGAGCCAGAGCUGUCGGCCUACACAAGGACACUUCUGUCUUCGCUUAAACAAAACCGCCUUUGCAGCAAGGAGCCGCGCAGUUUGUGGUGGGAUCCUCUACAGCCAAAACAUCUGCUCAUCUGGCAGACGUCGAGAGCCAGCCGAGGCCAGAAGCUUUGUAGAACAAAUAUGCAAGCAAAUUCCAUAUUUAUUCUCUCGCUGCCCAGGGGCGGGGAGAGCAGGGGAGCCGAGCAAUUUGCCUUUGUUACGGCUCACGAAGAGAGCGCAGCGUUCGGCGGCGGUAAGCAAGGAUUUCCUGAAAACCACGACAAAGGCCACAAGCAAUGACCCACUGUUUGACUUAUUAUUGCGGUGUUGUGUCUCUUAGUCCUUCCAGUUGUGUCUGCAUUGAGGAAAGAGAUUCCACCGAAAUAUUAGGAAGACCUUCAACAGAUUACGAUACCGUCAACAGGUAAAUGGAAUGGAUUCAAGUUCAAGCUGUAAGCUACCAUUGGUAACAUAUGAAGCUACUUCAAUGGUAUUUGGAAUGGGUCUCCACAGACUAUAUUAGCUUAUUGACAAUUGUGUAUUAGGACAAGAAUAUACACAUCUGUAUAAAUGUAGGGCAAUAGAACAGUAUUAUUACAGAGGUGCCCCGCAAGACGAAUGCCUCGCAAGAUGGAAAACUCGCUAGACGAAAGGGUUUUGCGAUUUUUGAGCUGCUUCGCAAGACGAAUUUCCCUAUGGGCUUGCUUCGCAAGACGAAAAUGUCUUGCGUUUUUUGCAAGUUUGUUUCCUUUUCUUAACACCGUUAAUACAGUUGCGACUUGACUUCGAGGAGCAACUCAUAGAACGCGGUGUGGUAGCCUUUUUUGAGGUUUUUGGUGAUUUUUGAAGCUUUUCCAAAACUUUUCCGACACCGUGCUUCGCAAGACGAAAAAUUCGCUAGACGAAAAAACUCGCGGAACGAAUUAAUUUUGUCUUGCGAGGCACCACUGUAUUUUUGUUCAUUCUCACUCACUUCCCCCCUUUGCUCUUAUCUUUUUAUAAAUGCAAUCCUCAUAAUAUUAUUAAUAAACAGAUGAUCCUGGGGACCCCCCCCCUUCCAACUCUACAAUUCUAUGACAAGUAGCAGCUGUCCAGGGGUUCAGGAAGGAGCUUCUCAAUCCUACCUGGCGACAGAUUGAACCUGAAACCUCUGCUGCUGAACUUCGCUCCUUUCCCAGCUUGCUGGGUAUAAAAGGUUUGCAAGAUGGAUCUGGUCAUUAUAUGGCAACAAAAGAAAAAAAGAAAAAAGGUAAAGGAUCCCUGGACGGUUAAGUCCAGUUAAAGGUGACUAUGGGCUUGCUAUUGAGAGACCUAGGCCCCGUCUGCGCAACACCUUUAAAGCAGUGUCACACGGCUUUGAACAGUCCUCCCCAAAUGAUCCUGGGAGCUGUAGUCUGUUAAGGGUGUUGAGAGUUCUUAGGAGAGCCGCCUUCAUCUCCCAGAGUUACGUUUUCCAUGGUGGUUUUAACAAAUCAGCCCUUCUUCCCAGGGAACUCUGGGAACCGUAGCACUCCUAACAACUCUUAGCACCUUAAAACUACAGUGCCCAGGAUUCUCUGGUGGGAAAUCAUGGUGGUUUGAAGUGGUAUGACGCUGCUGUAAGCAUGUAAAGGAAAAGGUAAAGGACCCCUGGAUGGUCAAGUCCAGUCAAAGGUGGCUAUGGGGUGCGGCACUCAACUCGCUUUCAGGCCGAGGGAGCCGGCGCUUGUCUGCAGACAGCUUUCCAGGUCAUUUGGCCAGCAGGACUAAACCGCUUCUGGCGCAACGGGACACUGCGACGGAAACCAGAGCGCACGGAAACGCUGUUUAGCUUCCCGCCGCAGCGCUACCGAUUUAUCUACUUGCACUUGCGUGCUUUAGAACUGCUAGGUUGGCAGGAGCUGGGACAGAACAAUGGGAGCUCACCCCGUCAUGGGGAUUCGAACUGCCAACCUUCUGAUCGGCAAGCACAAGAAGCUCGAUGGCAGCACGUUUUGGAAGAGUGGGGGGAUCCCACCUAAUGCCUCUCUGGAUGCUGCCAGAUUCCAGCUCCCAGCAGCCCAGCCCAUCACCAUGGAGUCCAGUAACAGUUGGUGGGCUCCAUGUUGCAGAGACUGUGGAGAGGCAUAAGUGUAGGGCUGGGGAUGUUUGGCCCUUCAUUGGCUACGAUUUCCCAUCAUACCAUAGGCCAUGUUGGUUGGGGCUGAUGGGAGUCCAACAACCUCUGGAAGCUCAGGGUUCCCCAGCCUUCUGCUGUCACUCCAGGCAGCUCAGUCCCCUUCCAAGUGGCCAUGAAUAGUGUGAGCCUAUGUCGCAGGGCUCUUUCUCAAACCCAUGAUUUGAACAAGGCAAAUGGAUGAUAGAAAAGAUUCAGCACAGUCUUCAUCUGAGGUUGCUCUCAUUGAUCAACAAGCAACUGGAACUUUUUUAAAAAAAUCUGGCUGGGAAAACCUGUUCCCUCCUCUACAGCUUGUGCUACAAUCCUUAUUAACUCUAAAAUGGUUUGGUUUUUUUUGUGCAAGGUGGGGGGGAACAAGAACAUUGUUUUUUGUAAACCUGCAGAAUGUAUUUUGUAUAGUUAGGUUUGUACUUCUAUCUCCCUUAGGAACGGCUAAGGGAGCUGGGCAUGUUUAGCCUGGAGAAGAGGAGGUUAAGGGGUGAUAUGAUAGCCAUGUUCAAAUAUAUAAAAGGAUGUCACAUAGAGGAGGGAGAAAGGUUGUUUUCUGCUGCUCCAGAGAAGCGGACACGGAGCAAUGGAU